GGAUGCUUUAAGGCAGGCUGGAUUCUCCUGGUGUUCCCCCUUUUUCACCCCCUAUAUUAUUUUAAGUCGUGUAAAAAGGUAAAAAUAGCAUUUACUCUCUCAGAAUAUUUGUUGAAGACUAACAGAUACAGCAGCUUUCUUCAGGAAGGCUUAAAAUGGAAGAUUCGGUUUCGAAGACCUACUUCAGCCUCGCUUAAAAUUGGAGCUUGGAGCUCAGACUGCAGAUGUUGUGAUGCUGCUGGCAUAGGGGAGAAGAGGAAGAGAAUGCGAUUGUGAGUCCAGGCAGGUAGGAGGAUAUACAGUGGUACCUUGGUUCUCAAACUUAAUCUGUUCCAGAAGUCCGUUCUUAAACCGAAACCGUUCUUAAACCGAGGUGUGCUUUCCCUAAUGAGGCCUCCCGCCACUGGUGCCCUUCCACCAUUCGGAUUCCAUUCUUAGACCGAGGUAAAGUUCUCAAACCGGGACACUACUUCUGGUUUUGGGGAGUCCGUGAACUGAAUAGUUCAUAAACAGGGCUCUUCUUAAACCGAGGUACCACUGUACAGCUAUGGCCUCCCUCUGAGCAGGCACCACUCUGGUGAGACAGUCUGCCGGCAGGGAGGGUCUCAUCCUGCGUACCAGAUGGAGCUGCCCUGGACACAGAAUGGACCUUGACCUCCAUGGACAGCUGUGAGUCCAAAAUGACUCCCAGGCUGUGCACCUGGUUCUUCAGGGACACAGUUACCCCAUUCAGGACCAGGGAGUCCCCCACACCCACCCGCCUCCUGUCCCCCAAAAACAGUACUUCUGUCUUGUCAGGAUUCAACCUCAGCUAGGCUGAAAACAGGGAGGGAGGGAGGGAGGGAGGGAGGGAGCUCUGACGGGAGCGGGGCGGGGGGAGAGAGUCAGGUGAGAAAGCCCCUUCCAUUCAGCAGCUCCUCCUCUUUCAUUUAAACCCAUUUGGCUAAGCUGCUGAGUUAGGGAUGUGAGCGGCCUUAUCUGGCAGCAAGUGCAGUUUCUUCCCGAUGAGCUCCAGGCUGAUUAGAAUCAGGCUCCUGCUAAGCCCCACGUAAGCCUCUGAAAUGAAGACAAGCAUGUCUGGGGCGUCUGGGGCUAUGGGGAUGCCGGGAGCGCAAGCUGGAUGGCAAAAGAGAAAGGAGGAAGGAGGAGGAGGAAGGUGAGAUCUGGAGGGCGGGCGCUGUUGCUGCUGCCGCCUUCGCUAGGGAGAAGUCAGGGCUCACCGGGGGAGAUGCCCUCUCCUCCCCUGACUCUCCCCCCCAGCAUAGGUCAAUCACCCUCCUCUGAAAUAUGGGUCCUGACUUGUGUAGCAUUAGCUUCAGGGUCCACUGGCGUCCCUGCUCUGAGGGAGAGCUGUGGGGCCCUGCAGAGAACCCCAAUGCCAGAAGAAUCCGCCAAAGUCCUAAGACCUUUUGCGGCCCCCCCUCCCAAAGCUGCCACUCAAGGUCCCACCUCCUUGUGGAGCCGCCUCUGUCCCAACCCCCUCUGCAAAGUGCUGUGUCUCAUGGACACCUUGCGUGUCCCACCCCCCUUGACCCACUGCCGGAUUUACGUAUAAGCUAAACAAGCUCUAGCUUAGGGCCCCACUCUCUUGAGGGCCCCCAAAAAAUUUAAGGGGAAAAAACUGGAUGUGCAUUUCCAAAAUAUAAGAUAAAACCUACACACGGCAACAGUGUUUUGUGUUGUGUAGGCUGUGUUGUGUUGAGAGACAGUGUGGUGUAGUGGUUAAGAGCAGUGGACUCAUAAUCUGGUGAACCGGGUUUGCUUCCCCGCUCCUCCACAUGCAGCUGCUGGGUGACCUUGGGCCAGUCACACUUCUCUGAAGUCUCUCAGCCCCACUCACCUCACAGAGUGUUUGUUGUGGGGGAGGAAGGGAAAGGAGAAUGUUAGCUGCUUUGAGACUCCUUAAAGGGAGUGAUAAAGUGGGAUAUCAAAUCCAAACUCCUCCUCCUCCUCCUCUUCUUCCUCUUCUUCAAUGAUGUAAGUUAUGGGUCCCGCCUGCUAGCCUGCUCCCUAAAAUAUUACUGGUUUGCUCUUAUUAUUUCAUGUUAUAGCAAGUUUCUAGAGACCAGAUUAUGAGUCUUUGUAAAUUGUGUUUCGAAAGGAACUUUUGUUAUUGCCAAAUGCCAAUGGGUUUGCAUUAUUAAGUUUGUUAUGAAUAAAAAAAUCAUUUCAAGUUAGAGCUUAAUAAUUAUUUCACUAUUAAUAUACUUCUUAAUUGUAUUUCACUAUUUAUAUACUUCUUAAUUGUAUUUCAGUUCAACAAUUACUUUGAUAAAAAAAUCAUAUUUUGUUAUGUGCAAAUGGCUUUAGAUACCUAUGAGGUCCAUAAAUGACCAUAUAGCAUAUAUUCAACACAACAAAAAACAGUGACAAUUUGUUGUUGACAAAGGACAGCUGGACAAAGAAAGGGACCCAUUACCUUCAGUAGCUCAGGGCCGCAUCAAACCUCAAUCUGGCCCUGCCUUGACCACCCAGACGACAUCCUGAUCCCAUUGAGGAGUCCAGACCUGGUGGUGGAGUAGCAGCCUUCUGUGGCUCACUUAGGAAGCCCCAGAAGAUGCACCAGUAGCCAUGGCCCAGAGAGGAUGGAGGUAAGGAGAGAAGGUUGUCUGGAGAACAGCCCCAGGGCUGACACUCUCAAGGCUGCCUUUGGAAAUGGCACAUGCUCAGCAGUUCAGUGUGGCUAACGUGGAUCUGAACCAGACCUUCAUCUGUGAAAGGCAGGGGGGAGCCCAGUCCUCUGAGGCCUCCCAGUGGCCCACACUUCCUCCUCAGUUAAACUGAUAGCCUCCUGGCUAGGAGCCACCAAUAGCCUCUUGGUGGGGAACAGGGGCUCCUGGAGUCCCAUUAUGGGGUGAGAAGCACAUAACACCCGACCUCAGGAAGAAGGUCCUCUUCUUUCCCUUUGCUGACGUGGGUGGCGCUGACAUCUAAACCACAGAGCCUCUUGGGCUUGCUGAUCAGAUGGUCGGCGGUUCGAAUCCCUAUGACGGGGUGAGCUCCCGUUGCUCGGUCCCUGCUCCUGCCAACCUAGCAGUUCAAAAGCACGUCAAAGUGCAAGUAGAUAAAUAGGUACCACUCCAGCGGGAAGGUAAACGGCGUUUUCGUGCGCUGCUCUGGUUCGCCAGAAGCGGCUUAGUCAUGCUGGCCACAUGACCCGGAAGCUGUAUGCCGGUAAAGCGUACUCGGCCAAUAAAGCGAGAUGAGCGCCGCAACCCCAGAGUCGGCCACGACUGGACCUAAUGGUCAGGGCUCCCUUUACCUUUACCUUAAGGGGACUCUCAAUGACCCACCUGGCAAACCACAGAGUGGGGAAAAUGUGUGGAGUUUUGUACUGCUGGUUUUCUAAGGCAGUUAAAUGACAACAACCACCACCUGUAAAUACCUGCAUAAAAAGUUAAUCCCUUGUUUUCCAGCCACAUCUUAAUAUUGGCGGACCAGCCUGACUGUCAGGACAUGAGAGUGCCUCAUGGAGAGAGAUCAGGUCCUACCUUCUUAUCAUUGCUCCGGUGUUUUAUAUCGUUAAGAUUAGUUAAGGGUCAUGUUCCUCUUGCAGGAGAGAUCUGCGGAAAGAACUGUGGGGUCUUCUCGAAGCUUCCUUCAUCUCCCACUCUGCCCGAGUUUGCCAUCGUACUACCUUCCAGGCUCCCCCUCCCCCCAGGCUUAUUUUGGGCUAUUGUUUAUUUAUUUGUCAGGGCUGGGUAACUCUUUUAAAGAGAAAUCUGUUUUCUCCCUCGCUCUGCCAUCCUGUCAACUUCAAAUAUUAAAAUUUAACCGAGGUGGUACAUGGCUGCCUUUCUUCCGCACGGUGC
Messenger RNA from Podarcis lilfordi (Lilford's wall lizard), 3812 nucleotides. The record is from the annotation of a GenBank genome assembly. NCBI's taxonomy places the organism in Eukaryota, Metazoa, Chordata, Lepidosauria, Squamata, Lacertidae.